AUGAAGGUGACGGCCCUCGCGAUCGCCGCCGCGACCCUCGUGUCGUCGGCCUGCGGCCAGUACAUGAAGACCCCCGUCAUGGGGCGGUACACUGCCCAGAGACAGUCCGUCAGACAGGCGACGAACGACUCCAGCAACGCCUGGCCGUACGGCCCCUUCAGCACCCAAGGCCGCGACAUUGUCAACAGUCGCGGCGAGGUCAUCACAUGGGCUGGCGUCAAUUGGCCCAUGAGCGGCGAGACCAUGGUCCCCGAGGGCCUGGAAUGGUCGUCGGUUGACAAGAUCCUGGACAGUGUCGCCAGCAUUGGCUUCAACUACAUCCGAAUGGGCUACGCCAUUGAGAUGGUGGACCAAAUCUACGACCGCGAAGGCGAAGACGUCCCGCUCGAGGUCGCCAUGAUCAACGCCCUCGGCUACGUCAACGGCACCAAGGUCACCAACGAGAUCAUCAAGCAGAACCCGACCUGGACGCGCGAGACCACCCGCUUCGAGAUCUGGUCCGACAUCGCCAAGGCCGCCCUCGACCGCGGCAUCUUCAUCUCCCCGGACGUCCACGUCAGCAAGGCCAUGUGGUGCUGCUCCCACACCGACGGCAACGCCUGGUUCGACGACGUCUACUUUAACACCACCCACUGGCGCCGCGGCCUCUCCUACGUCGCGAACUGGGCCCGCGACCACCCAAACAUCGUCUCCAUGUCCCUGCGCAACGAGGUCCGCGAGUCCUGGAACAAGACAGACCUGUACUACAACUGGGACACCCUCGUCGGCAACUUCUCCGCCGGCGCCGACGCCAUCCACGAGGCCAACCCGGACGUGCUCAUCCUCUGGGGCGGCAUGCAGUACGGCCAGGACCUCUCCGCGCUCACGAGCGGCAAGAACUACCUCACCGCGCCGUGCUACAAGUGCACCGCCAUCCGCGACGCCGCGCGCCGCGAGCCCAAGGUCUUCGACGUCGACGCGCACGCCUGGGCCGACAAGCUCGUCUGGGAGCUGCACCUGUACAAGAUGAGCGAGGACGUCGACACGGGCACCUGCCCCAUCAUCGAGGCCGGGUUUUACCGCUCCGGGUUCAACGCGCUGGGGAUCGACAAGCCGGCCGCGUGUAAUGUUACCGGCGACUGCCCGAAGGCGAGCCGUCUGACGCCCGUCAUCCUGUCCGAGUUCGGCAACGCGCAGGACGACACGAUGCGCAACGACACAUUGCAGGUCUGCCUGCGCGAGUUCACCGUCAAGAACAAGAUCAGCUGGAUGAUGUGGGGGCUGGCGGGCAGCUACCGUAUUCGUUCCGGCGCGCAGGGCGUCUUUGACGGCUGGGCGCUGGGCAACUACGAGUGGAACGGGUGGAAUGACCCGGGCACCAUUGAGGAUGUCUGGAAGCCGUGGGUGAAGAACAUGAAUGUCACGACGAAGGCUUAA
Molecule: messenger RNA, 1416 nt
Organism: Colletotrichum chrysophilum
Lineage: Eukaryota; Fungi; Ascomycota; Sordariomycetes; Glomerellales; Glomerellaceae
Exons: 2
Coding region: 1-1416 (471 amino acids)
Source: RefSeq, a predicted model, not a curated record